CUUCCUUGUUUUGAUGUUAAAGUCAACAGAGUGAGCUGAACGGAGAUACUUAUGUUGCACUAUUAUAAAAGUUUUAUUUAUUUUUUGCUUCAUGAAGGAAGGAGCUAUUUUGUAUUUGACGCCGCGGUGGCUAAUAAUUCAUUUCGCGUGUCAGGUAACCUUCAAUACGGCUUACUACACUUGGGAAAUGUUAUAAAGAAUGAAAUCUCCAUGGACCCUGCUCUUUCUCGGCCUGCUGCUGUGCGCUCCUUCGGCUUGGGCUGUUUCGAAGCCUAAUUUCGUCCUAAUGAUGGUGGAUGAUCUGGGAAUAGGAGACCUUGGAUGCUAUGGAAACACAACUCUGAAGACUCCUCACAUUGACAGGCUGGCGGAGGAUGGAGUGAAGCUGACCCAGCACAUCGCCGCCUCUCCUCUGUGUACACCCAGCAGAGCUGCUUUCCUCACCGGCAGAUACCCCAUACGAUCGGGAAUGGCCAGUCACGGUCGUGUUGGGGUGUAUAUAAUCUCUGCUGUAUCUGGUGGCCUUCCUAAGGAGGAGAUUACAUUUGCCAAGAUCCUGAAAGAGCAAGGCUAUGCAACAGCUCUGAUUGGAAAAUGGCACUUGGGCCUGAAUUGUGAGCACAACACCGAUCACUGCCACCAUCCCAGUGUUCAUGGCUUUGAGCACUUCUACGGCAUCCCCAUGACCAACCUGCGCGACUGUCAGCCAGGUCACAGCUCCGUUUUCUACAACGUCCGUAGCCACAUUCCCUACACAGAGCUGGGCGGUGCACUCGCCACAUUGCUCCUUCUCCACACCAAAGGACUGGUUCUCAUAUCCCGCAGGCUCGUUCUGUGCCUUGGGGUGACACUGUUUACAGCCAUAGCUUUGUUUUUCCUGUGGGUGCUCACAUUCCCAUACUUCAACUGCUUCUUAAUGAGGGGAGGCGAAGUAGUGGAGCAGCCGUACGUGUCCGAGACCCUCACGCAGAGAAUGACCAAAGAGGCCAUCGAGUUCCUGGAGAGGAAUUCUGAACAACCGUUCCUGCUCUUCUUCUCCUUCGUCCAAGUUCACACAGCUCUGUUCGCUUCUCCUUCCUUCCGUGGUAAAAGCCAGCACGGCCUGUACGGAGAUGCGGUCAUGGAGGUAGACUGGAGCGUAGGUCAGAUAAUGAAAACUCUGGAGCGGCUAAAGCUGAAGGAUAAGACGCUGGUUUAUUUGACCUCAGAUCAAGGCCCUCACUUAGAGGAGAUAUCCGUGCAUGGCGAGGUGCACAGAGGUUACAACGGUAUAUAUAAAGGAGGGAAAUCAACCAAUUGGGAAGGAGGGAUUCGGGUGCCGGGGAUCCUUCAUUGGCCGGGAAAACUACCUGGUGGAAAGGUUAUCGAUGAAGUCACAAGUAACAUGGACCUCUUCCCCAGCAUGGUGAAAUUAGCUGGCGCUAACAUACCCAGUGAUAGGCAGAUAGAUGGACAUGACCUCAUGCCAUUGCUGCAGGGACGAGUGCAGCGUUCAGAACAUGAAUUUCUGUUCCAUUACUGCAAUGCCUUUCUGAAUGCUGUGAGGUGGCACCCCGCUAACAGUACCUCGAUAUGGAAAGCCUUUUUCUUCACACCUAAUUUCUACCCUGAAAACUCUACCACCUGUUUCCACACGCACACAUGCUUCUGCACAGAGGCUUAUGUGACCCGUCAUGACCCUCCACUGCUCUACGAUUUGUCAAGAGACCCGUCUGAAACGAACCCGCUCACCCCGGAUACAGAGCCUGAGUUCAGCUCCGUGCUGGAGGUGAUCCUAGAGGCAGAGAGGGUGCACACGCAGGGUGUUAAAGCCACCGAGGACCAGCUCUCAGUCACACACAUGCUCUGGAAGCCCUGGCUCCAGCCGUGUUGCUCCUCCCUCCACCAGCUGUGCGAGUGCCAACGAGACUUAACAAGUGGGAUUAUGGGAAAUGCAGCAGCAGGGCAGGGGCAGCAAAAGAAAUGAGUCAGGUGUAGGUGUGUAACAAUGCCUAGAUCGCAUUUUGGUGCUGUUUUGCCUUUUGUAGUGUGGACACAAGGGUGCAAUGUCCAGAGCAGAGUAUUUACACAUUAACAAUAAAUCUUUUUACAAAUUCUUAUUUCAUAAUUUAUUAAUAUGACCAUUUCUGGGGUUUAAAGCCAAAGCCUAGUCUCAGUCACAUACCCCAUGACCCUUACCUGGCAAGCUUUCUAAAAUGAUGUAUCCAUUUAGAAUACAUAUUUGCCCAUUCCGAAUGAUCAAUUCAUAUUUUAUCACGUCCCUAAAUGGCGGACAGGAUGUACUGUUUGGGAGUUUUUUUUUCCACAAAGGUCUGCUCUAAUUGGUGUGGACAGAUCUUCACCCUAUAACUCGUGGGCUGAAAAUGAGUCCCACUCCAGCCCUCCACGGUUGUCAUGUGAAGAAGAAAAGGAUGGCUGUGUAUAUACCCGAUAUUGGAAAAGCACGACUUGAUUAAAUGUAAGCUGUACUGUGACCAGUAUUCCCAUUCCUAGAGCACUGAUAAUCCUAGAACCCUGAGUCUUGCACCCACUGUACACUUUGUGAAAUCCUGACAAAAUGACAAUAACUGAAGAAAAAUGAUGUGUGAAACUCUUUACCUCCUGCAGUGUGGAGGUUUUGCCUAAUAAAAAAGUAAACCUACCUUGUAAUGCAACACUAAAUAUCACAUGGCCAAGAUAUAAUCCAUAACCCCAUUGGAUGGACUUUAUAGAAGACCCUGAGAGCAUAUGCUAAAACUAAACCUUGGCAUGUUGGCAAGUGUUGGAACUUGCAUUCCAGCCUUUUCUGCUGAUCUACUGCACUGCUUCAGUCUCAGCAGAUGAAAGAAAAGGAAUCUUGCUCUCCUUUUUAGCUGAUUUAUCAAAGGCAUGUGGAAGCUUCCUUGAUUUCUUUGAGGUGUACACAGGUGAAAAGAAGAUGCAAGCUUUUCCAUCACAGUAUGCCCAAACCUGGGGCUUUUCACAAUAUGGUGAAGCGACUUGACAAAGUUGAGAAAUGUUGAACUUAAUUCAAAUAUGGAGCGAUUUGGUGCAGCAACUACCACCAGGAGUGUAGACAGUGAAGCACAUGUAUAAUAUGAUGGAUCUAUACACUGAUUUUUUUACACCAACUCAGGAUCUUCCUCCAGAAUGUUUCAUUUUAGCAGCAAGAAAACUGAUUUGUUGUGAAGUGAAACAGACAAACAUUAUUCCUAUGGCAACCAUUAGUAUGAACGCCUACUGGUGACUCCAUUUUACCAUGACUGGAGAGUCGCAGCGAUAAAAUCUCUGUAUGUGUGAAUGUAAUUUUACUAAUUUUAAGAGAUAGAUAAUGGAAGAUAUACAGUAAGUAUGCUAUAACAUUUGUGUAAAAUGAGUACCGUAUCAUUUAAACCCUUUGAUGGGCAUCUACAGGUUGAACAAUCAUGCCAUAUGUAAGACAUUAGACAUUAUUCACUCUUGAUAGUGCAUAUGAUUAGAAACAUCUCAGGUGUGAAAGAAACGAUUGGAAAGGAUGAGACGAUUCUCUCUGAUCUAGAACCACAAUCCGUGGUUAUGACAGGGAGUUGGUUUGAAUCCCAGACGGAGUACUUUCAUUUAUCUCUUUAGCAUGCUUAUUGAGAAUUAUCUUGAGCAUGAGGUAAGACACUGGAGAGGCUGGCUUACUCAAUUACGACCGUAUGCUUGGGAAAGUGGUAAUAGUUUGGCAGUUUGAAGCUAGGGUGCACCUGGCAAUGGAGUAGAUGGUUUAUUUAAAGAGUAGAGUUGCUGAUGCCAACGUCGCUAUACAGCCAUGUUUUUCCUCACUACCUUGAGCCAGCUGGUCCAGUUCCAUUUGAAGACAGAAACGCAUCCCGUUCUCAACGCCUUUCAUUUCUCUCUGCCUUGAACUUCAUUAAGCAGUUUUUUUGAUAACUGUUAGGGAAAAAAUGCUACUUCCAGUCAACAGUUAAUGAGAUUGAUGAAGGUUUUGUUGUUCGUAUUCACGGCGGAACGACUAAGAUUUACUUUCCUCCAAAUGACUUAACGCGCCAUGCGGCAAAUAAUUAAAUUAGACUCUGUUUUUGUAAACACUUUGCUUUAUUAAUUAACAAUUAAGUGCCGAUUGUGGUGCCGCCAGUUUGAUUGAACCCUUUUGUGUUACCUGCUGCUUGAAAUGGGGCAUCAAAGUGAUUAACCCGAGUAAAUGUUGUGUGGGAAAAAAUUGAACACUCUACUUCUCUUGCAGUGUGAAAUAUGUUUGUUGUUUUGUUAUUUGUUUUCUUCUUUAUUAGUUCGAAACAAUAUGAAAUUAACUUCCAAAAGGGAAACACAGACCAUUAUUUGCAUUGUAGUAAUACUCUGUAAGUAAUUUGCAAUUCAAGUUACAGUUCAACAAUUUGACCACACCGUAACGAUUAGAUGCAGAAUAUCUUUGGAUUGUUGGCAAGUUUGAAAGUAAUAAACCCAGCUUUUUAUCUA
Hemibagrus wyckioides is the source of this 4440-nucleotide messenger RNA. RefSeq names its product steroid sulfatase (microsomal), isozyme S (gene sts). Lineage: Eukaryota; Metazoa; Chordata; Actinopteri; Siluriformes; Bagridae. The transcript is spliced from 10 exons. The coding region runs from base 200 to 1966 and encodes 588 amino acids. Gene Ontology annotation, molecular function: arylsulfatase activity. The record is from RefSeq and is a predicted model, not a curated record.